Molecule: messenger RNA, 2713 nt
Organism: Danaus plexippus (monarch butterfly)
Lineage: Eukaryota; Metazoa; Arthropoda; Insecta; Lepidoptera; Nymphalidae
Exons: 2
Coding region: 2146-2679 (177 amino acids)
Source: RefSeq, a predicted model, not a curated record
UGCAUAGAGUGGAUAGGUCGUAUGCUAGGGAUUCGAAUUUCGGAUUAUUGGAGUUGCACGUGUCAGUGAGAAUUUCGCGUAAUUUUUUUUUUCUGGUUUACAUAUAUUUUUGCCUCAGUUUCUUUUUGUUCUGUAGCGUGUUAUAUGUGUUUAAGGGGGUUGUUUGUAGUGUAGUUGGUAGUAUUAAUGGUAAGUAUGCCCAUAUUGCUUUUCUUCGGUAAUUAAUAUACCACUCGAUGUAGUUUUUUAGUUAACAUGUAGGUAGACUUAUUCCUAAAAUUUUCAUAAUCUAUGAAAUUCAAAUAAUGAAAAACUGUCACAAAGCCGUGAACUACUUGUUUAUGAAAAUUUUCUCUUGGAAAAAACGAAGGAAAAACUUUAAUGAUAAAAAAUUUAUUGAUUGAUUAUUUUCCUUUUUCCUAAAAAAAUUAUACAUACAUAGAUCCCCCUUUCCUUGGCUCUCCCAUAAUAAUCACGGUUUAUGUUUUUCUUGAAGUUUAGAAUUCUUCAACCAGCAUAACUAUCAAAGCAAUUAAUUGUCACCCUAUUUGUUAUUUCUAUAAUUUCUUUUCCGUACACUUAUACCAAUAAUCAACAAAACCAUGUCAUAAAUGAUAUACAUUUGUCAAUAUUAUGAGCCGUCUUUUCUCUAUUAAAGAUUGCUUCAAUUGGUCAUUGACUCAUAAAGAUUAUUUUUGUAAUAAUUAGGCGGAUCCCAAAAGUCUGUUAUGUUCAUGUAUUAAUUUAGCUACUUAUUAACACUGUCCGUGUCAUUUAAAUCAAUGCUCUACUCUACAAUACAUUUCAUAAAGCAGAUGGAAAAUUUUAUGGAUUAUCAUCAGGGAUCUUUAAAACCGAGUUAUCCGCGACAUCACUUAUUUUUAAAAGUUUAAAAUUGUUAGGCAUUUUAAUUUUUCCUGAAACACCGCUCAUUAAACUACUUGUUAAGAGCAAUGAUCCAACUAAUUCUAAUUUUACAUUAAGCUAGAAGAGACUUCUCAUUUACAUAAAGUCUGAGGUCCCACUUUUUCAAUUUAUUUUAAAACCUUGACCUGCAGUCCAAAUAUCUGUUUUGAUCUUUAGAUAUAACUAGAAAUUAAGUAAAGUCGAAUUCUAAAUCCAAUGGAAUUAUUAAAAUAAUUAAUGCGAAUUUUACUACCAUUUAUACCGACACAUCUCCACUAUGUAACUAGUAAUGGUGGAGGUUGCUGCUGGAUCACAAAAUACAGAUCUAUAUUUCGGCAUAAAAUACCCUUUUUAUUUACAUGAUAUACUGGAAAAUCAUUAGCAAUAUUAUAAGACAUACUAUUAUUGACUCCCAUCCAAUUAAAGUUGGGUUAUUGCUUAUGUGGUAAAUUAAUUAAAUCUAAUAAUUAAAGUUUAGUUUUUCUCCGCUUGCCGCAUUGCGUCUGCCCAAUUUGUUUACAUUAUAAUUUAUUUGUGCUGAUACAACAAUAUAACUGGACUCUGUAAAUAAACGCCAAUAAUUCACUAGAAAAUCUGUCGUGUUUUCUCCAAGCAGUGUAUUGAAAAUUAAAUCAUAAUAUUGCAAUAAUAAAUUAUAAGUUGUUAGUGCAAAAAUAUUUCACAAAGUCAGUGUAAAUGGAUAUAUUUUUUUUAAAAUUAUUAUUGUAAAUCUCUGAGUAUAUUUUCAAUUGAUUUGUUUCGUACUCUUCAGUGUCCCCUAGGUGACUUUACUGAUAAGUUCAUGUUCCAUAAAAAAAAAAAAUUGUUUCAUUAAGUCGAUUAACUAAGUAUAUCUCUUUUUGUUAAGAUGCUCAUCUGCUCUGUGUUUAUUGCUUGUUUGUGGUACGAAUGAUAAUGAUCUCUAUUUAUUAAAAGUCGUACAAUUAAAAUAAUUAAAAAAAAAAACCAAUCCCCAAAGUGUUUUGUCUGCCCUAUGUUGGCAGAAUAUACUAUAAAACAAGUCACGGCACAGAUCAAGGACGUGACUAGAGGAUAAACUAAACUAGUUUUUAUUACCAAAAAUAUUUUUAAUCUAGAAGAAAAAUUAAGUGUCAAUUUUACAGCCUUCAGAAUUGAAUAAUAUUUUUUUAGCUAAAAGUGUAUUAUUUUUAUGAGUGAAAUAGAAAAUUUAAUUUUCCUAAGUUUAAAGAAAUGUGAGGAGUUUGACGGGGAGGCUCAAUGCCGUUAAGCGGGUGCACGAAUGGGCUGGUGGUGACGGCGCUGGUGACGCUGUUACUGCUGCCGGCACAGUACUAUAUACCAGACCUGUACUUAAGUCCAAAGGAACAUAUUUCGGAAUCGCUAUCAUUGUCUUCGGUCACGGACAGUGAUAACUUCACAGAACCUUGGUUUUCUUUAGAUUUCAAUAUACUCGACCUAUUUCUCACGUUAUCUCUAUUGUCACUAGCCUUUUUUAUUUAUUUAUGCGAUUGGAUACAAAGAAAACUAAUGGAAAGAAGAAUCAUUAAGUUAAAUCAUUACCUAUGUGAAUGUCUGGAGAAGCUGCGAGGAUGGGACGCUCGCCAGGAGAAGUUGGAGACGACGCUGAGGAUGGUUCAGAACGCCACGUCAGAGUAUAACUUACUGUUACUGCUGGUGAUGAGACGACAGCGCCUGGCGCCUGCGCGACCCAGCUCCUGCGACAAGGACCUGGAAGACUUCAACAUGAACUUCGACACCAACCCCGCCCUGUACCGAGCGGCCGCUCUGUAGGGCACUUUAUUAAUUAAUAAACAUAGUUUGUUGA